Molecule: messenger RNA, 1432 nt
Organism: Sphaerodactylus townsendi
Lineage: Eukaryota; Metazoa; Chordata; Lepidosauria; Squamata; Sphaerodactylidae
Gene: RUVBL1
Product: RuvB like AAA ATPase 1
Exons: 7
Coding region: 92-1033 (313 amino acids)
Biological process (GO): box C/D snoRNP assembly; chromatin remodeling; regulation of transcription by RNA polymerase II
Cellular component (GO): Swr1 complex; Ino80 complex; NuA4 histone acetyltransferase complex
Molecular function (GO): ATP binding; DNA helicase activity
Source: RefSeq, a predicted model, not a curated record
AAGCGCCGGGAACCUUGGUAACACGCGCGGCUGAGUACGCGUGCGGCGUCUGCGGAAGGGAAAGUUUGGCGGAGCCACCUUCGUUGCCGGCAUGAAGAUCGAGGAGGUGAAAAGCACCUCGAAGACUCAGCGCAUCGCCGCGCACAGCCAUGUCAAGGGGCUGGGGCUGGACGAUAGCGGGGCGGCGAAGCCAGCGGCGGCAGGGCUGGUCGGGCAGGAAAAUGCACGGGAGGCUUGUGGUAUUAUUGUGGAAUUGAUCAAAAGCAAGAAGAUGGCUGGCAGAGCUGUAUUACUGGCAGGGCCUCCUGGGACCGGCAAGACUGCUUUGGCUCUAGCUAUUGCUCAAGAGCUGGGUAGUAAGGUUCCCUUUUGCCCUAUGGUUGGAAGUGAAGUAUACUCUACCGAGAUAAAGAAAACAGAAGUCUUGAUGGAAAACUUCAGAAGAGCUAUUGGGUUGAGAAUAAAAGAAACCAAGGAGGUUUAUGAAGGUGAAGUCACAGAAUUAACUCCUUGUGAGACUGAGAACCCUAUGGGAGGGUAUGGCAAAACUAUUAGUCAUGUCAUUAUAGGACUCAAAACUGCAAAAGGAACCAAACAGCUGAAGAGACCCUGUGGUGGAAUUGCAAUCAAAAACACUAGUCUGACAAUAAACAUGAGUUUUUCUGCCUGCCUUUGUAGGGGUACUGAAGAUAUUAUCUCACCUCAUGGAAUACCUCUGGACCUUCUGGAUCGGGUGAUGAUAAUUAGGACCAUGCUAUAUACACCCCAAGAAAUGAAACAGAUCAUCAAGCUUCGUGCCCAGACAGAAGGUAUUAAUAUUAGUGAGGAAGCAUUGAACCAUCUUGGGGAAAUUGGCACCAAAACGACUUUAAGGUAUGCUGUACAGUUACUCACUCCAGCCAAUCUACUAGCGAAGAUAAAUGGGAAAGACAGCAUAGAAAAGGAGCAUGUUGAAGAAAUAAAUGAACUGUUCUAUGAUGCCAAAUCAUCAGCAAAAAUCCUGGCUGAUCAGCAGGAGAAAUACAUGAAGUGAAGCUAUUUGUUCCCCUUUUGUAGUCUUAAGUGUCUCAUUUUUACUCUCUCCAAGUGCUUGAAAGAAAAGCAAGCAAUAGAAAUGUUAAUUUUGAACUGAGAAGUUUGUGAAUACAAAAACACACUUUUGCAGUAGGAUUUAGAAUAACCUGAGUUAUUACUUUGUAUGGAUGGUAAAAUUGAAUGAAAUGUUCCCUCAGUCUGUUGUACUUUUGUGGUUCCUGUGUUCUGUGCCUGUAUGAUGAGGGUGCAGAUUGGCACACCCUCCCAUUCGUCUUUUAAAUAUGAUUGCUAAAUUGCUUAGAUCUGAACAGGAUGACUGUAUUUCUUUAUGGAUUUUGUUUUUAAAACACCUUGGGGGAAAGGAUGGAAAUUAAAAAAAAAGUUUUACUAAAAAGUA